Molecule: messenger RNA, 1733 nt
Organism: Amborella trichopoda
Lineage: Eukaryota; Viridiplantae; Streptophyta; Magnoliopsida; Amborellales; Amborellaceae
Source: RefSeq, a predicted model, not a curated record
GUAGAUGGAAUAUAAGUUCUUGCACUUGCAGGAAUGGUGGCUGCACUAGUGGGCGACAAUUUCAUGUGUAGAGGCCUAAUACUUUGCUACAACUUCCAUACAUGGAGGAGAACGGACAGGAAAUACAGUUACGGGAAAUGGCGGAAGAUUAAUCCCCUUAUGAAGAACCCACAGAGACAGAGAGAGAGAUGCUCAUUAAUGGGGAAGACCCCCAUUUUUUAGCUGAUGUUCUUCCCUUCUGACUGUCCUUAUUGGAGAAGAAGCUUCUCUGAUUUAGAAGUUGAUUCCAUCUCUCCUGGUACGCAAGCUCUCUGGUUCUUUUCAUGGCCUUACACCUCAAAACUAUCCGUUUCUUCUCUGCAAACUCGCUUUUCUCUUUCCAUUUGAUCCCUUAUUUCCUUCAUUUACACGCUGGUAAAACCCAUGAAGAUCAAGGUGGAGAGCCAGUACCUUUUCCCUCUAUACCCAAAACCCCAGGCCCAGUAGAAACUGCCGUUUCUCUCUUCUCCAAGCCUUCGUUUCAUAGGAGUGGAGAUGAAUUGAGAAAGCUUCAAAGCUUUCUCACCACUGAAACUGUAGAGAUCAUUCUUAAAGGUUUUCAAAAAUGGGGUCAAGCCUAUGAGUUUUUCUUGUGGAUUGGGCAACAAGAUGGGUAUAAACACAACUGUUACACCUAUAAUUCGAUGGCCUGUAUACUCUUGAGGUCGGGCCAGAGAACUCCAUUGAAAGCCCUUGUGAAAGAUUUUAUGAUUCAGAGGUGUUCAAUGAGUCCUGGUGCUUUAGGUUACUUGAUUAGGCGUUUGGGCAAUGUGUGUUUAGCUGAAGAAGCCAAUUAUGUUUUUGAAAGAGCCUGUGAUUUGACUUGUGAACCCAAUUCUUAUACCUUCAAUUGUUUGUUAGAAGCUUUAGCAAAAUCGAAGUGGUGCGAGCUAGUAGAAUCAAGAUUCAAAGAGAUGAUUCAUAGUGGGACGGAGCCUGAUAAGUUUACUCAUACAGCUGUCUUGCAAGCUUACUGUAACUCGGGGAAAUUCGAUAAAAGGUUUGAUAUUUUUGAGAGGAUAAGAGGGAAAGGAUGGGUAGAUCCACAUGUGUUUACUAUAUUGAUUGUUGGGUUGAGUAAGUUGGGUGAGGUUGAUCAUGCUUUUGAAUUCGUCGAGAGGAUGAGAGGGAUGUAGAUGGACCUGAAUGAGAAGACGUACUGUAUUCUGAUUCACGGGUUCACUAAGGAAAACAGAAUAGACAAGGCACUUGUGCUUUUUGACUGGAUGAAAGGGCUCGGGUUUGAUAGGGAUGUACCUCUCUUCAUGGUUCUUAUUGAGGGGCUAUGUAACAGUAAGGAGUAUGCUAGAGCUUUGGAAUUGUAUCAUCAGAUGAAAGAUUCCAGACUCUGUCCAGAUAUUCCAUCUUGACAAAGCUGAUUUCCUCAUAUUGCCAGGAAGGGGAUCUGGUUGCUGCAUCUUGGUUGUUACAAGACGGAAACAAAUUGAGCAUUGGCCCCUUUGUAUCUCUGUAUAAUGCAGUUCUCGAGGGUCUUGUUAAUGGCGGCAAGGUAAAUGAAGCUUAUUUGCUUCUCCAGGAAAUGAUAGCUUCCAAUAAUUUAUCAGAUGAAGAGAUAGCUGGAUGUGCUAGUGACAAUGAAGAGAAAGGAAAAGGUGUCUGAUGUCCUUGAUUUGAUGAGAGAAAUGCUACAUCAUGGGCACACCCCAUGGAUAAAACAUGAUACCAUACUUUUG